This is a messenger RNA of Alternaria infectoria, 1701 nucleotides long. RefSeq lists its product as uncharacterized. The record is from RefSeq and is a predicted model, not a curated record. Bases 1 to 1701 code for a protein of 566 amino acids. Lineage: Eukaryota; Fungi; Ascomycota; Dothideomycetes; Pleosporales; Pleosporaceae. The transcript is spliced from 2 exons.
AUGUCACCCACACUGAGCGUGAAGGAUCUCGCAAGUGCGGCUGGAACCUUUGCAUGCGUCUCUUAUGUAUGGGGCGAUCCCAACAAGACGGUAUCGAUCGAAGUAGACAACCAAGAAGUACAGAUUACGAAGAACCUCUUCGACUUCCUCUGUCACAUCAGAGACCCAAACGAGACUCUCACACUCUGGGCGGAUGCCAUAUGCAUAAACCAAGCCGACCUGAACGAGAAAUCGCAACAGGUGGCCAUGAUGGGGGACAUCUAUUCCAGAUGUUCCGUCGUGCACAUUUGGCUUGGUACAAUAUCAGAUUCUUUACCACCAGGAACAGCCCCUUUCGCCUGGAUCGAGCAUAUGGCAGAAGGAAAGCACUGGCACACUCUUCCCGGCAUUCUCGAUGAGCAAGAUGGAAAGCCUAGCGAAGAGUUCACCAACGACCGAAUCGCCUUCGAUCUCAUGAUAAGCAGCCCAUGGUGGCAGCGAUCUUGGACCGUCCAAGAAGUCAUCCUACCCAAAUCCACCAUCCUCUGGUACGGGACCUACCAUACGACCUGGAACAGCUUCGCACAAGCGAUCCGAAACCAAGACACGCGAGUCAGUUACUGCUGCCUACCUGAGACUCUAGAAACAAAGAAACAUUGGCUUAAGAUCAAAGUCAUUGAUGCUUUCAUGUACGAGCAUGAGACGAUCAAUUGGUUCCGAGAGUAUUACCACGGCAGCAUUGCCACUAUACCUGGUCAUACAUCCACUAUCGACGGAGUGAUGCCAUUCAAAGAAACGCUACUCUCCUUCUCGAAGCGACAGUGUCAUGACCCCCGCGACAAAGUCUUUUCCUUCCUAGCGCUAGCACCACCGCGGAUGUUCGACAACUACAAACCGGACUACACGGAACCCUUAGCGGAGACCUGGACGGAUGUAUACCGACUGAUGCUAGAUCACACUGCUGAUGUUUCAGCUGUUCUGCAAGGCAAUGGGUUUGGGCCGAAUGGCAACGGCAGACCAUCUUGGGUUCGCGAUCUUGCUAGUAUGCCCACCGACCCCAUGUAUGAGCGCCACAGGCUUAGCCUUGCCGGAAUGUACCAAUGCAGUGGAGAAUCAGUGGGCACAUUCAUCUCAACCGACAACGGUGAGCUGCAUGUCAAAGCACGGGAAGCAGAUGUCAUUCGUCAUGUGAGCACACCACACACUCUUAAAUCUGGUCCGAGGGCGAUGAUGGCCAACAUGAGACAUUGGCACCAACUGGCCAUGCAAGUGCUAUCCUGCACCAACGAAGCGAUCAUCCGAAAGCCUUUCCAACGCACACUAUGCGCAACGCUGCACUCGAUGAAAGAAGGUUCCUCAUGGCGCCGCAGUACAGAUGAGGAUCUGCCUAGUCUCCAAGACUGGCAAGAGUUUCUGGAUUCGGAGCCUGACGUCUUUCCGUUUCACUCAACGUAUCUGUCGCCGGUUAUAGUGGCCGCGGAGGAUCGCUGCUUUUACAUCACGGACAAGGGGAACAUGGGAUUGGCUUAUCCUGGUGUAAGGCCUGGGGAUGAGGUUUGCGCUUUGAUGGGGAUGCGAGUGCCGGUUGUAUUGCGGAAGGCAGAGGGAGAGCACGAUGAUAGGAAUGCUUAUCAUUUCAUCGGAGACUGCUUUCUACUCGAUCACAUGGAUGGGGAGAUCAUGCGGAAUGAGGAGGAGAUUAGGGAGGUUGUUCUUGUCUGA